CAUGACUACUGAGCAACAGGCAACUCGUCUGCACUAAAGGCUCAUCGGAUUUGAAGGAACUGUUGCACACGAUCCCGCCGUGAUGUCGCUCCUCUGUGUCAGAGUGAAAAAAGCCAAACUACACGGCCCUCCAGACAAGUUCAAUGCCUACGUGACUUUAAAGGUGCAAAAUGUGAAGAGUACCACCAUCACAGUCCGAGGGGACCAGCCAUGUUGGGAACAAGACUUCAUGUUUGAGAUCAGUCACCUGGAGUCUGGUUUGGUGGUGGAGCUGUGGAAUAAAGGUUUGAUCUGGGACACCAUGAUCGGCACUGCACUGAUACCUCUGGACACAAUUCAGCAGUCUGACAAGGAGGGACCAGGGAAGUGGACAUCUCUGGACUCUGAGGUGUUAAUGAGGGAGGAUGAGAUAUGUGGAACCACAAACCCAACGCCUCACCAAGUGCUGCUGGACACUCGCUUUGAGCUGCCCUUUGACAUCCCAGAUGACGAGGCUCAGUACUGGACCAGUAAACUGGAACAGAUCAACACCAUGCGGAUACAUGACGAGUAUCCACUGCAGGAAGAGGUCCAGAGAAGACGAAUGGCUUCAAUUCCUUCUCAGUGCUGUGAUUAUUUUGGAUGGAGUGACCAGCAGACUUAUGAUGACCAUGAUAGUGCAGUGGAUGACCGUGACAGUGACUACCGCAGUGAAACUGGCAACAGACCUCCCCGCUACCACAACACCCCUCAGACAAACUCAUCAGUACACCAGUAUCCCAUUGGACACAGGCUUCAACAUCACACGCUGUCCAGGGAGACUGAGUCAAUACAAAGCUAUGAGCUAGACUAUGGAGAAAUGAGGGGGCCAAGUCCACCAAGCAGCAGUCGCUUUGAUUCAUCAGGCAACCUCAGUCCAGUCAGCUCUCAGCUCAGUUCUGAGCCUGAGGAGCGCAGAGAUCCAGAGAUCUGCCCUGCUCACUCACGGCCCCCUCUUGGUAGCCAGUCGUCUACUUGGGACAAGGAAGAAGAGGAUGAGAAUGAGGUUGAGAAAGAACUGCAUCCAUUACCAGAACCUGGAUCCAACAAGGAUUUGAAGGACUCUGAGGUCUUCUCUCCCAAACCAGUCCUGGAAAGCUUUGACAACAAAACUGAAACGAAAAUCAGUUUCUUUGAGGACGGCCCUCCCCCCUGCUCUCCAUCCAGAGUUCGUUGGCUGAAAGCGUACAAUAAAGUGAGAGUAAAUCUCCUUGAGAGCCGAGAUCAAGAUGGUGACCCCAGCAAGCACCCAUGGGCCAAGCCAGGGGGAAACGCACCAUUUGGCAUCGACAGCAUGCCAGACCUCCGCAAGAGGAGGCCCAUUCCCCUUGUUAGUGAACUGGCUAUGUCUAUGAUACAGUCGAGGAAAGCUGGACUCGCCCACACACUGGCCACACGGACCUCCCUGAAAGAUGAGGAGCUGAAAACCCAUGUCUACAAGAAGACCCUGCAGGCUCUGAUCUACCCCAUCUCCUGCACCACGCCACACAAUUUUGAGGUGUGGACAGCCACAACGCCAACAUACUGCUAUGAGUGUGAGGGUCUGCUGUGGGGCAUCGCUCGGCAGGGUAUGAGGUGUGCGGAAUGUGGGGUCAAAGUGCAUGAGAAAUGUCAAGAGCUGCUGAACGCUGACUGCCUGCAGAGAGCGGCUGAGAAGAGCUCCAAGACUGGGGCCGAGGAUCGGACACAGCAUAUCAUCAUGGCGAUGAAAGACAGGAUGAAGAUCCGCGAGAGAAACAAGCCAGAGAUCUUUGAGGAGAUACGGAGGUUGUUUAACAUCAACAAGAUGAUCCACAUUCAGAAUAUGAAGAGCAUCAAGCAGAGCGUCCUGGAUGGCACCUCAAAGUGGUCGGCAAAGAUCACCAUCAAUAUUGUCAGUGCACAGGGUCUCCAGGCGAAGGACAGGACAGGAUCCAGUGACCCAUACGUCACCAUCCAAGUUGGGAAGACCAAGAAGAGGACAAAGACCAUCUAUGGGAACCUGAACCCUGUCUGGGAGGAAAAGUUCAGCUUCGAGUGCCACAACUCGUCUGACCGUGUAAAGCUGCGUGUUUGGGACGAAGAUGACGACAUCAAGUCUCGAGUAAAGCAGAGGCUGAAGAGAGAAUCAGAUGACUUCCUGGGUCAGAGUAUCAUCGAGGUCCGAACUCUGAGUGGAGAGAUGGACGUCUGGUACAACCUGGAAAAAAGAACAGACAAGUCAGCAGUGUCUGGUGCAAUCCGUCUUCAGAUCAGUGUGGAGAUCGAGGGUGAGGAGAAGGUGGCGCCCUACCAUGUACAGUACACGUGCCUUCAUGAGAACAUGUUUCACUUCUCGACAGAUGUGGAGGGCGGCGGCGUGGUGAAGAUUCCAGUGGCUCAUGGCGACGAUGCGUGGAAAGUUUAUUUUGAUGAGGUGCAGCAGGAUAUUGUGGACGAGUUUGCCAUGCGCUACGGCGUCGAGUCCAUUUACCAAGCUAUGACACAUUUCUCCUGCCUGUCCUCUAAGUACAUGCUGUCAGGGGUGCCGGCAGUGAUGAGCACCCUGCUGGCCAACAUCAAUGCCUUCUACGCCCACCCCACCGCCUCCACCAACGUGUCUGCACCGGCCAGAUUUGCAGCCUCCAACUUCGGGAGGGAUCGUUUUGUAAAGCUUCUGGAUCAGCUGCACAACUCCCUCCGUAUCGACCUCUCCAUGUACAGAAACAACUUCCCAGCUAGUAACAAGUCUCGACUCACUGACCUCAAGUCAACUGUGGAUCUUCUCACCAGCAUCACCUUCUUCAGGAUGAAGGUCUUGGAACUGCAGAGUCCUCCCCGGGCUGCCAACGUGGUACGAGACUGUGUUAAAGCCUGUCUGAACUCCACCUACGAAUACAUCUUCAACAACUGUCUGGAGCUCUUCAAUCGACAGUUCCAACCUGCUGAGGAGAAAAAAGAGGAGAGUCAGCCAGAGGAGCAGGGGCCCAGCAUCCAGAAUCUGGACUUCUGGCCUAAACUCAUCACACUCAUUGUGUCGAUCAUUGAGGAGGACAAGAAUUCAUACACGCCCAUUAUUAAUCAGUUUCCUCAAGAACUCAAUGUGGGAAAAGUCAGUGCUGAGGUCAUGUGGAUGCUGUUCGCUCAGGACAUGAAAUAUGCACUGGAAGAGCAUGAGAAGCACAGACUGUGUAAGACGGCUGACUACAUGAACCUGCACUUCAAGGUCAAGUGGCUUUACAACGAGUAUGUGAAGGACCUGCCCACCUUCACGGACAGCGUGCCUGAAUACCCCGUCUGGUUCCUGCAGUUUGUGCUGGCCUGGCUGGCUGAGAAUGAGGAGGUGUCCAUGGAGUUCAUGCACGGUGCGCUGGAGAGAGACAAGAGAGAAGGGUUCCAGCAGACGUCUGAGCACGCUCUGUUCUCCAGUUCAGUGGUCGACAUCUUCACUCAGCUCAACCAGAGCUUUGAGAUCAUCAAGAAGCUGGACUGUCCAGACCCUUCAGUGGUGGCUCAGUACAACCGACGCUUUGCCAAGACGAUCACCAAAGUGCUGCUGCAGUACUGUGCCCUGCUGGCCAAAAGCUUCCCCUCCUACUGCGAGAAGGAGAAGAUUCCCUGUGUGCUGAUGAACAACAUCCAGCAGAUGAGGGUCCUGUUGGAGAAGAUGUUUGAGUCCAUGGGAGCAAAACAGCUGGACACAGAGGCUGCUGACAUCCUCAAUGACCUGCAGGUGAAGCUCAACACUGUCCUGGACAACUUCAGCGCUAUAUUUGCAAAAAGUUUCCAGGCUCGUAUUACGGCAUGCAUGCGUCAGAUGGCUGAGAUCCUCUACCAGAUCAAAGGACCCCCCAACCGCAACACAGCCGAGGCAGACGCUGACUCCAUGCUGAGGCCCCUCAUGGAGUUUCUGGAUGGAAACCUUAGUAUCUUUGCUGACAUCUGUGAGAAGACGGUGCUGAAGAGGAUCCUGAAGGAUCUGUGGAAGAUUGUACUGAGCAGCCUGGAGAAGACCAUUGUCCUUCCUCAGAGCAAUGACAGCCUGGGAGCCCAACUUCUCACGGCAGCUAAAGGACUCUCUAAUUUGAAGGUAAAACACAGGGGAGGCGGUGAAGCCAAAACGUUGACACCCAAACAGUGUAUCAUCAUUGAUGCAGGGCUGGAGACCAUCAAGCAAUACUUCCACGCAGGAGGAAAUGGGCUGAAAAAAGCAUUUGUGGAGAAAAGUCCUGAACUGGCCUCUCUGCGUUACGCUCUGUCCCUCUACUCCCAGAGCACAGACGCUCUCAUUAAGACAUUCGUCACUACACAACACACACAAGUGCACGACGGGAUGGGCAUAAGAAUUACCGUCAACGAAAAGACCCGACCUGACAGAGGCUCAGGGGUAGAGAAGCCAAUCGGAGAGGCAAUCCUGCAGAUUGACAUGCUGCUUGGGAAGGAACGUAAAGUCAACGUCAGAGUGAUCGCUGUGAAUGACAUGAAGUGGCAAACAUCAGGGAUGUUCCGGCCAUUUGUUGAGGUCUCCAUGGUCGGCCCUUUCCUGGCUGACAAAAAGAGGAAGUUCACCACCAAAUCCAAGAAUAACAGCUGGACAGCCAAGUUCAACGAGGCAUUCCAGUUUGUCCUGGGUAAGGAAUCCCCUGACUGCUAUGAGCUCCAGGUGACCGUGAAGGAUUACUGUUUCGGACGGGCCGACCGGGUAGUGGGCGUGGCCGUGGUUCAGCUGCGGGAUGUGGCAGACAGAAAGAGCUGCGUGUGCUGGUGUCCACUUGGCCCACGCAUUCAGACGGACGAGACGGGUCUGACAGUGAUGCGUAUCCUGUCCCAAAGACCUGCUGAUGAGGUGGCAAAGGAGUUUUUCAAGCUCAAAUCUGAAACUCGGCCUGUGGAGGAGGGCAGAUGAGUGGAGAUGCUGACUCCAGAUAAGAGACUAUAAAUCUGAUAGAAAAUCUUAAGUGACCUAACCAUGAUGACCAGGGUUGAUCAUGGUUGGAGUUUUGGAAUGAGGGCUUCAUAUCUCUCACUGCUUUGUCUGCUGUUUAUGAGCGUUGUCACCUUUAUCCUCAGUAAACACAGACCAUGAGAGCUUCUGACCUAUCUAAUUAAAGACAAAGGACAUCAAAGUAUGCAAGUAAUAGCUUGGUUGGAUUAAAAAAAAAUACUUUUAAAGAGUGAAAAAAAAUGAAAAAGUAAUCAUAUAGCCAUAAACAGAGCUAAUAUCAUAACUUUGAAGUGACAAUUUGCCAAUUUACUGGUUAAAACAGCUUUAGACCAGCUUUUGAUUGUCUGUCUUCUGUAUAUCAGACUAACAAUUUGGUAGUUUUUAUCAAUUUACAUGACUUCUGCCAGCUGUCAGACCUCAUGACAUAGCUUUUGCCAAAUUUACUUGAAUGAUUGGGUUUGUGUAUCUGUUCAGCUGACAGUGGGAAUAGAGGAAUGGUCAAAGUGUUGGCUUUAGUUUGGACUGGACAUAAAAGUAAGCUCUAAUCAACUGGUUAAUGAUCAGAAGUAACUUUGACUUGAGAUUAUUAGAGUCGCAGCAUGUCAUCCCAGAUUACUGUAUCAUCAAAGUGGGAACUUUGACCACUACCAGAUAUUGUGAUGUUCUGUUAAUUUGACUAUCCAAUACCAUCUCAGAAGACAUCACAAAAGGACAUUUCAGGAAGUUUUUCUCUACAUACGUGUUAGUGGAAAGAGAUUGAGUCUGGUAAUGUUUGUGAACACUUCACUUACAGUCAGCCCUUUCUCUCACUCUUAAAAAGCAAGACAAAAGAAAAAAAUAGUUUAUUGUGCUGGUAUUAGUGGUUUUCCCUCUUUACACACAUCUUUCAGCUAGAAGACAUUGCCAGAAUCUCAAAGCCAAGAGAUAGACAGAUAGACUUCUCAUCAUAGAAGUGCAGCUUUCCUGAAGUUACUACAUGCUAACGCUGGAGCAUCAUUUUCAUGUUGAACCAAGAGGUAUCUCAAAAUAUAAAAAACUUGGUUUCAAGACUUAUAAAAAUAAGGGGAAGACAUGCAAAUUGCAGCCGCCUUAAAAAAAGAGCUAGCUAACAGUUAACACAGCAAGCUAACAGGGCUAGCUAAAAGAGUUAGCAAACAAAACUAGCUUACAGCGCCCAACACAUGAAUGAUUUUACUAUCUAAAACACUAACUUGUAAAAGAAAAAAGGUGUUAACUUUUUUUUGUCCCAAAACAAAAGGAUUAUGGGUAGUAUAGUUUAAAUCUGGACUCCAGUGUCUCCUGUUGAACAACAUGCAGCUUCUCUAUUAAGAGGCGCAACGUCAAAGGUUUUGACUUUGUUGUUUUGCCAAGUUUCAAACUGUGAUUGUGAACACUGUUUACCCUUAAACCCACUUUGAAUGGAAUGAACCAAAAGUUUACAACCUGUUUACAUGGUUAACUAGUUUGAUCAAUUUUACUGAGAAAUACAGAACUUUUCUUUUCAUCUACUUUUCAGUUUUAAGUUAAAUGGGAUCAAAUCACAUGCCACAGCCUUGCAAUGCAUGCAGUCAACGCACCAAUAUUCUUCUGAAUACCUGAUUGGCCGUCUGCAUUAGAGAAACCAUAGAGUGGGACUUGGACUUGAAAAGAAGAGACAUGCAGGCUGGCUUUUCAGUUUACUUAAACAUGGUUUGAUCCACACUAGUGUCUGUUUACUAUGUGCCAAGGAACGCAAGUGUUCAGAGAGCCAUGACCAGCUGGCUCUGCUGAGGUUUUUUGAGUUGCUUGCCAACAGAUGUGGCUGUUGUCGAUGCUCCUAUUAUUUACUGCACUUGUGUCAAAUGUGUUUACACUGUAGGUUCCUGAAUCAAGAUGUUAUGACUGCUACAGAUUUAAAGAGAUAGUCUGGGAAACUACACAUGAGAUUUGUGUGUUGUGAGUUCAUAAAAGGGUUAUUUUACAAUGGC
Messenger RNA from Cheilinus undulatus (humphead wrasse), 6888 nucleotides. RefSeq names its product protein unc-13 homolog B-like. Gene Ontology annotation, biological process: presynaptic dense core vesicle exocytosis; synaptic vesicle priming; dense core granule priming. The record is from RefSeq and is a predicted model, not a curated record. NCBI's taxonomy places the organism in Eukaryota, Metazoa, Chordata, Actinopteri, Labriformes, Labridae. The transcript is spliced from 42 exons. Gene Ontology annotation, molecular function: syntaxin-1 binding; calmodulin binding; diacylglycerol binding. Bases 83 to 4882 code for a protein of 1599 amino acids. Gene Ontology annotation, cellular component: terminal bouton; synaptic vesicle membrane; neuromuscular junction.